This is a messenger RNA of Prorocentrum cordatum, 651 nucleotides long. The record is from the annotation of a GenBank genome assembly. Lineage: Eukaryota; Dinophyceae; Prorocentrales; Prorocentraceae.
GGAAUCUUUUUAUUUGUGUGUAUUUAUUUGUGUGUGUUCGUGGGCCCCUUCACUCUUGCCCUUCGCUGCCCCUCGCUGCCCGCCACGCCCGCCCCGCCCGCCCCCCCGGUCGUGGCGAACCCGAACGUGGACGCCGUGCUCGUGCUCGCGUGCUUCCUCGCGGUCACGGUGUUCGAGCGCCGGAGGAGGGGUGACUGCUGACGCCCCCGGGCAGCGCCACCAGCCACUGAGCGGGGCCGGAUGGCGGGGCCAGAGGCGAUGAUCUAAGGGCAGCGAUCGCUCGUUAAGGCCGAUUGGAAAGCAGAUCAGGCGGACUGAAAUGGAGGAGUAUUGUGGCCAUCUUUCAAGUUUCUCUCCACUGCUGCAGUGGUUGCAAGGAAACUGCGAGCCGCUCUCGCAGCCCAUGUUUCUAGGCCCUCUUGCCCCCGAAUCGCCGGGCUUGGCAGCCUGUCUAGGGGGAGCAAGCAAAGAGUGCGCUCCGGCACCCUGGCGCAUCGGCUCUGACGGCAGGCCGCUGUCGGAAUGCCGCGCGCGUUGCCCCGGCGGCGAGGAUUGUUGUGAUGCUUCGACUUGGGUGUCAAUCGUCAGCGCUUCUGGAGGUGACCGUGCCGUGGAUGUCCCUGUCCCCGCUUUAGAAGGCGGCGCGAAGCA